UCUUCUCUAACAAGGCUUCGUAGAGAAGGAAGAAGACUGGGGAAGAUGGAUAAUGGCGAAUCAUCAUCAACCAACAAUUCGUCGCGUCCAUGGGAAUCUUACAACACCGUCUUCACCAACGCUAAAGCCGGAAUGGAGGGAGUUGAUAAGGAGAAAGUCCAGAGGAUUGUCUAUGAAAUGAGUAAAGGGUCCAAAUAUUUUCAGAAUGAGGAACGUAAAGAUGCUCUUAUGAAACAAAAGAUUGAGCAUAUGCGUGACCGAUGUGCAAAGCUUUCUUCUUCUGUUUUAUCUACUUAUCAAAAGGUCGUUGAUAGAAGGAUCUUAGAGCUAGAAGCUUCACGUGACCUUUCCAGGAUUUGGCUGCAUGUUGAUAUGGAUGCUUUUUAUGCUGCUGUUGAAACUUUGAGUGAUCCUUCGCUCAAGGGAAAGCCGAUGGCUGUUGGAGGAUUGUCCAUGAUCUCUACCGCUAAUUAUGAGGCAAGGAAGUUUGGGGUCCGUGCAGCUAUGCCUGGCUUCAUUGCUCGUAAAUUGUGUCCAGACUUGAUAUUUGUUCCUGUAGAUUUCACCAAGUAUACUCACUAUAGUGACUUAACAAGAAAAGUUUUUGGGAGCUAUGAUCCUCACUUCAUUGCUGGAAGUUUGGAUGAAGCCUACCUUGACAUAACUGAGGUUUGUCGAGAAAGAGGUCUUUCAGGUGGAGAAAUUGCAGAGGAGCUUAGAUCUUCUGUUUAUUCCGAGACUGGAUUGACAUGCAGUGCUGGAGUAGCGGCAAACCGCUUGCUUGCUAAGGUUUGCUCAGACAUUAAUAAGCCUAAUGGACAGUUUGUUCUACAAAAUGACCGAUCAACUGUCAUGACAUUCAUAUCUUCCCUUCCCGUGAGAAAGAUCGGUGGAAUUGGUAAGGUUACUGAACAUAUUCUGAACGAUGCUUUGGGAAUUAAAACAUGUGAGGAGAUGGUGCAGAAGGGAUCCCUUCUCUACGCUCUGUUUUCUCAGUCGUCAGCAGACUUUUUUUUGUCGGUUGGACUGGGGCUUGGAGGAACAGACACCCCUCAGGUUAGGUCUCGUAAAAGUAUUAGCAGUGAGAGGACAUUUUCUGCAACAGGAGAUGAAAGAUUGCUAUAUUCGAAGUUGGCUGAAAUUGCAGAAAUGCUAUCUCAGGACAUGAAAAAGGAGGGUCUAACAGCAAGGACAUUGACACUUAAACUGAAAACUGCCUCCUUUGAGAUCAGGAGCAGAGCUGUUAGUCUGCAGAGGUACACAUGUUCAAGUGAUGAUAUACUAAAGCAUGCUACAAAGCUGCUGAAGGCGGAACUUCCUGUUUCCGUAAGGUUGAUAGGGUUGCGCAUGUCUCAGUUCAUGGAAGAAGUCCGCAAUUCUGAUCCUUCACAAGGAACUAUCACAAAGUUCAUCGUUCAAAAGGAUUCCUCAAGACAUGAUCUGGAUGAUAAUGAGUCAUUUGACAUAGAUGCUAGUAAAAAUUUCCUAAGUAACAACGAGAGCCGGAGUUUAUCCUGUGGUUCCCGUGAGACAAGCUAUGCCCAUCUUAAGCAUGUCGAAUAUGACGAACGGUCUGAUAUACAUUCUGAAAAGGUAAUUCCAAAUCAAAAAUGUAUGAAAAAGGAAGAAAUGCCGCAAGUAUUGGAAGGAGAUGCUCUUCUCAUAAAACACAGGGAGGGGAAACCAGAUACUAAUCACUCAAUGAAUGAUAAUCCUAAUGCACAAAACACCGAAUCAGUUUCAGUAUUUCCUCAAACAGAGCCGUUAUUUUGGGUUGAUGGCUACAAAUGCAUCUUGUGUGGGAUAGAGUUACCACCAUCUUUUGUUGAGGAACGACAAGAACACUCUGAUUUCCAUCUUGCUCAGAGACUUCAAAGCGAAGAAUCUGGCUCUAGCUCUUCCACGACACCUUCAAAACGAAGGUCAGUUCACCGUACCAAUUUAAAGCCUACUCCAUUAUUUUUUUUGUCCUCACAAGCCUCUGCACAAUUCUCACUGAAACUUUAUAACCAAACACAUAUCAGGAUUCUCGGAAAGGAAAAGGCAAAUUCCAAGCCAAAGAAGCAGAAACGAGAUCAAAAGGACAGUAGCAAACACAUCCCAAUACACACGUUCUUCAUAAAGAGCAACCAAAACUUGAACGAAACACAGAAGAAAUGAAGAUGGCUCUGAACCCACCGAAACUUAAUCUCUCACCGUACAAUCCCCUAGGCGAUCCCAAAUCCAUACCGUCGAUGUCAGACAUCCUGAAGUCAUCAAGAGCUCGAAAUCUAGACUUAAAGAUCCAGACUUUAGGACCAUUUUUCAGAGUGACGGGGAAGAACGCAGACACAGGCGGUGAGGUGGGAAGAGCAGAGGGAGUGGUGCGUCCAUGGUUCGGACGCGGCUUGGUUCUGCAUUUGGACACGAUAAGGCUGACGAAAGAGACGAUGGCAAUGGAUAAAUCUGUUCUUGGAGUUGGUUUAUACGUCGGAGCUGUAGCCAUUCGCCAUGGCUACGACUGUGGUUGCCGCACUGCUCAGCUUCUCGCUAUCUACGACUCCGAUCUCUACCAUUCCAAGCUGGUUAGGUUUUACAGAAGAAUUGGGUUCGAAGAGGUGAAAGAAGUGAGUGGGUCGUCGAUGGGAGACAUGGCUGACAUGUUAGUGUGGGGUGGAGUUGGCACUCGCAUGGAUGCUAAUAUCCAUCAUCUUCUUCUUAAAUGGUCCAAAGUUUUCCUCAAAUCACAUUCUUAAUUUCUUGUACAUGUCUGUAUAUAUUAUGUCUUAUCUACAUUCUACACUACACGAGAUGUUUGAAUACAUUUCAAGUUAUACUUUCCCUGGCAUACCAUAUCUUUUGGAUUUAACCAAAAUAUUAAGAGAUGUUUGACUACUU
This is a messenger RNA of Capsella rubella, 2877 nucleotides long. RefSeq names its product DNA polymerase kappa. Gene Ontology annotation, molecular function: damaged DNA binding; DNA-directed DNA polymerase activity. The transcript has 14 exons. The record is from RefSeq and is a predicted model, not a curated record. The coding region runs from base 46 to 2160 and encodes 704 amino acids. Lineage: Eukaryota; Viridiplantae; Streptophyta; Magnoliopsida; Brassicales; Brassicaceae. Gene Ontology annotation, cellular component: nucleus. Gene Ontology annotation, biological process: error-prone translesion synthesis.